AUGAGCACUCAGAGGGCCAGCACACACACGGCAAAACGCCCGCGGCUCGGCGAGCGAACGAUGUUGGCUUGUAUCGGCUGCAAGCAAAAGAAACUGAAGGUAGACUGCCUAGUUGAAGACCCAGGGACUGGCUUACACCGCCCGCGCGACUACAUGAAGUCCCUUGAGGCCCGUGUAGCUUAUCUGGAAGGUCUCUUGCAACAGGUCCGGCCCGAAGUGGCCCUCGAUCACUUCGGCCCUAACGAGGGUCACGAUGCCGAUCAUUCAGCCCCGGCCCCUCCAGGCUCGGCAAGCCAACCUAUGCCUAUCAUGCACAUGCCAACGGCUUUCCCAAGCCUGCCUGAGCAGUCUUCUUUCGAGGACAUGGACUUCUCCCGGACACUGCGUGCACCCUCAAUAGAUGCUGAUGAUCACCAUGUCGACAUGCUAUCCUCGGAAGUUGCUUUGCUCUGUCUCAGCGCCGCUGGCAGGGAGCCUCACUACUUCGGGCCAUCCUCCGCGGUCUCUUUCUCGCGAAUUGUGAGCGCGACGAUGGGUCUUGCCAGUAGAGGGGGUAGUUCGCAACAUAGCCAUGCGGGCCGAGCGAAAGGGCCUGGCUCUGAGGUGCCUCGCGAAGUUCCUUUGCGGCUGCCGUCGCCCACCUUGAGAGCCAAUCUUUCUCAGGCUUACUUCGACAAUAUUCAUCCUCAAUACCCCUUUCUUCACAAGCCAACGUUCCAAAUCUGGGAAGAGAGUUGUUUGAAAGCGAGUCUCGAAGGUGAUCUCAGCAGCGUCAGCGGAGUUUCUUUGUUUUUCGUAUUGAUGGUUUAUGCGAUUGGUUCUCUUGUACUUGGUCAAAGCCAUUAUGAUGCUGCCGAGGCCUACUAUUCUAUGGCACUAGACCACAUUGCAGCUGUUCUAGAUCUCGAUAGCCUCGAGUCAAUACAGGCUAUCCUGUCUUGUGCGGUGUACUCCAUUAGGUCGCCAGUUGGCGUCAGCCUAUGGAAGGUUUCUGGUAUGGCUAUACGUCAUUGCAUCGAGCUUGGGUAUCAUCGAAGUGCAGAGAAAUAUCACAAAAACACGGACGCUCUUACGAAGGAAAUGUCCAAGAGGUGCUUCUGGGUGGCCUAUGAUAUCGACAGAGUUGUAGCUUUCAUCCUUGGUCGGCCAGUUGGUAUUCCUGAUGACUCUAUUGAUGUUGAGCUUCCACUUGAUAUGGACGACGAAAACAUUACAUCGGGAGGUCUAAUGGCCAAUCCCCGCACAAACCCGACCGGUCCGCCAACACUAAUGACGGGCUUCGUUCAUGCCAUCAAGCUUCGACGAUUGUGGACAAAGAUUAGCGACAAUCUGUAUCCUCCGUCGAUACGGCGCUGCGGAAAUCACUGUGGCCAGAGGGCAACCGUUGAAAGCCUUCGCCAAGAGUUAGAUGAAUGGCGCGUCAACACACCCGACCAGCUAGACUACUCCGUGUCUCAUCCGCUAUCUGUCUUCACGUCAAGAUCAUGGUUUCAGCUUGCCUAUGAUCACUCCAUCCUCCUCCUGUAUCGACACUACAUGAUGGCGCUGCCGGGUAGUCACACCCCUGCUAACUGCAAUGACUCCACGAAUGUUAAUGAUGUCGAAGCAACUGAGAGGGCCUUAGAAGAGUGUGCGGUUCGCGCGCGAGAGAUGUGUCUUCUCUAUCGUCGGGUAUACCAGAGUUCUUCCGUUCAGUUCACCUGGGGAAGCCUUCAUAUUCUGUUCCUCGGUGGACUGACAUAUCUCUACUGCCUCUGGAGGUCGAAGCGCGUCCGGGACUCUAUUCGACAGGCCGAUGUCGUGACGACUUGCAUGGCGUGUACGACUGUUCUUAUCAUCAUUGCCGAACGGUGGAAUCUGGCGACGUCAUACCGCGAUAUCUUCGAGACACUGUCACAACGAACAAUCACCAUGGUCUGCAACGAUGGGCAUAAGCCUGGUCCCACAUCACUACCAGCGAUUGGUCCGGGACCAAGCAUGGACAGUCAUGUUCCAAUGAGUGGCACCAGUCCCCCUGGCAUGCAAGACUGGAUCGAUGACUUAGAUCCCAUGGCUAUACCCCAAGAGUCGGAGUGGCUGGUACAGCAGCUCAACCUACUACAGGGGGUGAGGGAGUUCUGA
Molecule: messenger RNA, 2121 nt
Organism: Colletotrichum gloeosporioides
Lineage: Eukaryota; Fungi; Ascomycota; Sordariomycetes; Glomerellales; Glomerellaceae
Exons: 5
Coding region: 1-2121 (706 amino acids)
Biological process (GO): DNA-templated transcription; positive regulation of transcription by RNA polymerase II
Molecular function (GO): DNA-binding transcription factor activity, RNA polymerase II-specific; sequence-specific DNA binding; zinc ion binding
Source: RefSeq, a predicted model, not a curated record